AUGCGACCGCUGCAUCCUCCGCGGGUUUGCCACUGCUGCAUACGCUAUAGCGUCUGCGUUUCUUGUCCAAUUAGUCGUCGAUGGAUUGCGCUGCCGAAAGCAUUCGCAGUGACAGCGUUUGUUCUUUUGUUAUGCGCAAAAACGAUUAACGCUAAGGACGUCGUCACAACACGUACGAAAGAUACUAGCAAUAUCAUGUCGGUAGGGGUUACGACAGAUGGAACAAGCGAAGAUGUCGAUAUUACAUGCAAGAAACCCAAUAAGUGCAAUAAAACCUACCAGGAGCCCGAAGUUGAGAGUUUACUAGCAGACUUUGACCGCGACGGACGCGUGGAAUAUCGCGAGAUCCAGCAGAUAAAAGACAAACUGCACCACUUGCUUGAUACCGACGAUAGUGGCGGCUUAGACUUAUCGGAACUCAAGAUUAGGGCACAGACUGAUCACGACGUAGAUGCAGCACUUAAGAAAUUGGACAGUGAUCACGACACCGUCAUCUCAUGGAAAGAGCUGGAUGAACGAUGGGAGAGUGUAGGUGCUGAAAUGACUGUGGCCGAGGUGGCCGACUGGGUGGCUUAUGCUGUGCAAUUGCCCCAGUACAGUGACGUAUUUCGAGCCAAUUCAAUCUCUGGCUAUACAUUUCCCUUGCUUAUGGCAAAUGAUGGCGCGAGAUUACAGGAAGUUGGUGUUUAUAGUGAGUUGCAUCGCCGUCAACUGGCGAUGUUCCUACAAAUGAAAUAUCUUGGUAUGGGACGCAAACCUGAAGCCGCUUUAUCAAGUAUUUGUACUGCGGAAGGCUCGACGGCGCAGGAUAAAAAGCUACUACAAAUUGCGUGGGUGCCAGCUGAAGAGACGCCACAACGUUACCAACUCCAACGUCGAAGUCCUGGUGAGUCGACCUGGAUUACAGUGUAUACAGGAGCGGACACGGAGUUUCUCGACGUCGUGGAACCUCGUGAACACGUAAUCUACCGUCUCACGACCUGGAAUUCAUAUGGACGAAGUCCUCGCACUUAUGUGCGUUGUGAAGACGCUCUGGGUAGUGCUGCAACAUCAUCAUUAGCACAAACUUUGCCGUCAAUGUCCAGCUCAGGAACGUCACGGUCUUCAUAUUCGCAGUCGUCUCAGAGUGGCAGUAACAUGAAUUCAGAUGCAGAUUCUUCCAAUGAUAACGACGAGCACGAGGGUCAAAGCGUAUGGGGUCUGCUGAAGAUGUACUUUUGGUGGCUAGAUGACGCAAUCGUCCUUCUUGUCAUGGUAAUGUUGCCAAUUCGCGGUAUUAUAUAUGGAGAUGCUGACUCGCUGCUUCGCCUUUUACGCCGAUUGCCACCGAACAUGCCUUCGCGCGUGACAGUGGAAGUUGAGCCAAGCAAGACAACUGUAGAAAAUGCUGCUGCUCGUGUAUCAUGGGAGAAACCAGUGGACAAUGGGGUUCCAAUUGUAUGCUAUACCGUACGCUGGACGCGAACAAAGACAGAAGAAGAGAAAUGGAUCAAGUUGUUAGCUGUACCAUUACCAACUACAGUCAUUGUAGACAAAUUGCAUCACGGCGAGACGUACAAGUUUGUUGUUCAGGCUACAAACAAAUUUGGUCUUGUCACAAGUUCAAGUCGAUCUACAUACAUGGUUCCAGUUCCAGAGCUUAAGGGAAAACUCCGACCGCGACAUCCUCCAGCCAAAACACGUGCAUUACGCAAUCAGUGCUACAUUUGUCACGACCCGAAAUGCAAGAAGAAGGUGCCGUUCAGUGCUACUUUGGAUCGACGUAUUUUGCACUACUGCUGCCUAUGUGACCGCGAGUUCUGUCAUUAUCACAAGGGUGAAGUAUUUCAUACGAAAGCGCUAAGCUGUCCAAUCGUGGAUGGUCGUUGCAUCUGCAGAACAUGUAAGGAAAAUCGUCUCCGCCGCACUGUCACCUACUAA
Molecule: messenger RNA, 1920 nt
Organism: Plasmopara halstedii
Lineage: Eukaryota; Oomycota; Peronosporomycetes; Peronosporales; Peronosporaceae
Product: Cell surface glycoprotein STIM, contains SAM domain
Exons: 3
Coding region: 1-1920 (639 amino acids)
Biological process (GO): activation of store-operated calcium channel activity; intracellular calcium ion homeostasis; store-operated calcium entry
Cellular component (GO): plasma membrane; endoplasmic reticulum
Molecular function (GO): calcium channel regulator activity; protein binding; calcium ion binding
Source: RefSeq, a predicted model, not a curated record